Molecule: messenger RNA, 945 nt
Organism: Drosophila melanogaster (fruit fly)
Lineage: Eukaryota; Metazoa; Arthropoda; Insecta; Diptera; Drosophilidae
Exons: 1
Coding region: 162-458 (98 amino acids)
Source: RefSeq, marked reviewed
GAUUUGUUGUGCAAUUUAUUGGAUUCCUGCACAGUUUACUUUCUGAGCAAGUGCGAAUGGAAUACAAAGAAAAAUGCUGUUUGCCAGUGCUGGCUGGUAAACAAAGGAAACCCACUGCCAACUGCUAAGCCCGGCUCUUUUAGCUCUUCCAACUGCUCUGGAUGGAUGCCAGCUGCUUGUUUGGAUGGGUGGGAAUUCACAAUAAACCAGGUCCAGACCAGCACCGGAACUACGAGGAAGUGACGAAGGCAACGGCGACGGAGCAUCUGGAGCAGCAGCAAAAACCCAAAACUAUUUGCACUCAUCGGCGGCAACAAAUGUUGCUGCGGUGUUGCCUUGUGCCACUUACGGCUGCCAUUUGCUGGCGAUGUGGAUGUCGAAGCCGAUGUCGGUGUUUUUACCCCAACAUUCAGCAUCCUCGCCAGGAUUCCAAGUCAAAGUAUUCCUCGACGUGCUGAGCAAAUAUGGAGGCGCCUGGUGAUGUGUUUACAAGUUUGUGAAUUGUUGUCAUUGUCGUCAUCUGGUCGGUCUUCAACUGACUCUGAGGCUCCCCCCGAUCUUGGCCAGCACUUGGGUGCUCAGUCUCAGCCCGCUUUUCAUUACCAAUAGCUGGAAAUCCCCAGCUGCCCCUUCCCUGCUCACAAUUGCAAACAUCAAUCAAGCUGCAUUAUGCAAAUAUUCGCUCGAAAGUUGCAACAAAAGCGCAUCGAGCUGGGGAGAAGUGAAAGACGACAAAUGGGAAAUCGGAAAUGGGGUUUGUGUAGGGUUUGGGUUUUUCGGGUGCUUGAGAUUGGAGAGCAGCCUGUCAGACGUCAAAAAGCAGUUGCUAUCCGUUUCACCGCCCUCCAUAUCCCAUCAUCCAUCGCUGCUGUCAGUUGCAUUACUGAGACAACAAGACGAAGGUUCAUCAGUUACACUGCGAAAAGAGAUCACCCAUAGUCUUUU